Messenger RNA from Cladophialophora carrionii CBS 160.54, 2193 nucleotides. RefSeq lists its product as uncharacterized. The record is from RefSeq and is a predicted model, not a curated record. The coding region runs from base 1 to 2193 and encodes 730 amino acids. The transcript is spliced from 2 exons. NCBI's taxonomy places the organism in Eukaryota, Fungi, Ascomycota, Eurotiomycetes, Chaetothyriales, Herpotrichiellaceae.
AUGGCUAAUACACAGAUCUGUUCCUCGAAGAAAGAAAAACAAUUUCCCGAGUUGAAACUCCGCUUCUCGGGCGGUGAAAACAGCGUGAUGGGUGGCGGUCUGUUAGCUGAGGCUCUCUUGUCGCCGAGAAGAUAUCACAACCUACGAGUCGAACACAAGAAAGCACAAGACGCUAGAAGGGCCGCCACAGCUGCUGAUGAGGGCACUACAUCCAUAAAGGCCGAUGAUGCUGGUGGUGAAGAGCUAGCAAAAGCCCCAGCCUCCAGGGCCGAGAAGGCUAGAGGAACCCCAAGUAAUGAGAAAAGUGAGCAAGCAUGCGAUGCAGAAGCAACAGAAGCCGAGGCAGCUGAGCACAGGGACCUGGAAGCUAAUGGUCAGGCACAUAAACCAGCCAGGUCAGGUCCUUCAGAAGCUGGAUCUGCCAACGGCGCAGGCAGAAAAUCCAGCUCCUCAUCGCAUCACAGCAGCAAGCAGGGUUCAGCCCAUGAUAGCAAGCAGGGUGCCGCGAGAGACCCCCAAGUCUCUCUCGGGCUACGAGGUGGAGGAGGUCCCCUUCACCGUCACACAUCGACUAUAAUUGCGGAUGGCAGUGCGAGAACGGUCCAAACCAGCGGGUCUGGCAUCCCGAGAACCCUCGAUACUCGUGGCAACGUGGGUGCGCAACCACAACAGCAGCCGCCCUCAUUUCGACGUCCAUCGCAAUCAGUCCCACGGCCUCCCCCGACCAGCGAUUCUCGCCCGGCGUUGAACAGACCAAGUGCCCCGCCCACGAUCCUCAACGCUUUGCGAGCGAACACCAUUCGUCCAGAAUCGGCCAUUUCACAGCAGCUCACGGCCGAUCCUGCGGUUCCGGGUCACGACCGGGCCACCCCCCUGGGUCAACACUGGCAAAACACGCGCGGCAGAUGGGACGUGUCUGGAGAAAAUGCUCCUAGUGCCAUGAUCCCGGAAGUGACAGCUCGGCAAAAGAUCUCCAAGUGGAUUGAGGGCCAGACCCAAAAUCCACAGUCGUCUCAAAGCCCAGUCCCUCAGCUCGAUAUCACUGAACGAACCUGUCCCCGUUGCGGAGCUCGGUUUCCUCGCCAGUCUGCCUCACAAAACCGAUCUGGAGCGCGACAACCAGCGCCGUCACAGAAUCAGUCCACUCCCAAGAGCCAUGCUCCAUCUGCUCGCCAGAGCCAUAAAUCCCCGCAAACCCAGCCUCCAGGUCAGAGCAAAUGUCAAUGUCCACCAGGCCAGAAGCAAAACCAGAAUCAGGACAACAACCAGAGCCCGUCCCAGCAAGGUGAGGAGACUCACCAUCAACGAGAGCAGCACCAGCAGCGGGAUUCCCAUCCACAAUUCCAUGACAACGUCCACCCGAGUUCGAAGGCUCAAAGCCAGCAGACCUCUACAAGUAAGGCUCAGCCGCCGAAACAGGCCCCGAUCGGCCGCCGCGAGUCCAUGACAGGGCCACAAACAGCGCAGCAGAGUCGACCUCCGCCGACGUCUCAAAGCCAGCAGGGUUCCAAAACCCAAAAAUCGAGCCAGGAAGGGAGAAACCGGAGCAAGAAGACCCUGAGCACGAUCACUCAUCCUGGUUCCGCCUCUGCUACUGCCGUUGCCUCCACCUCAGCCGCUCGGACCAAGCCAUCCAAUGCCGCAAAAUCGCAGAAACAAAUCAUCCCCUACGCGCCUCAGCGAAGUCAACCGCCUCCACCUCCGCCUCCUCUGCUGCCGCCACCACCACCACCACCACCACCACCACAGGGACAACCGCAACCGCAACAGCAACAGGCACCUUGCUCUCCCCCUAACUCUCUAUCUCCAUCCCAACGCCUCCGCCGCGCCGCAGACCACGCCCCAGAAGGAUGCUACCUGACGGUCGUACCACCGCACAGCGCCCCUGGCCCUGACCUUGGCCGCGGCCCGACCUCCACCCCACGCCUCCCACCAUUCACGCUCGCUGCUAAUCUAGCAGACAUCGCGGCCCAGCAACAGCAGGAUCUCGGCGGUCUGAACCCAGGCUUCGGCGUCAGGUUCGGCAAUCUACGCGGCGGGCACGGGAUGCCAUCCCCACCGUCUCCCUCUCCGUGCCACGGCCACGAGAACGUCACCGACGAGGCCGCGAGAGCGACGGCAUAUUGGCAUUGGAGAUGUGAUAUCGAGACAGAAGUACACUUGGCACGUUGGGGAGAGAUGUUUGCGGGAUGA